GCUGGAGCUAAACAGACAAAACAUAUUUAUCGAGCUCAAAUUGUUUAUUUGGAUUAAAUCGCAAAAUGCUUAAAAAUAUGUGCAGGGUCUGCGGUAGAUAUGCAGCCAACAAGAGAUCUUUACGAAUCUUUGAAAAUCGGAGUAUUCUUUGGAAGCUUCAAGUUCUUACGGGCAUUUUAUUGGAAAAUGCGGAAUUUUUGCCGGACCUUAUAUGUAUUUGCUGUCAAACAGAAUUGCGAGAAGCGAUUCGAUUUCGGGAAAGGGUUAUCGGAGCACAGCACGAGCUUCUGGAAGGACUAACGGAGGAGCAACUAAGGGAGAUACCCUUGGAAUAUAGAGAAGCUAUAAUGGAGUUUGCUGACAACAUCAGCCAAAAAGCAACAAACACAAGUAAUUCUGAAACCGAUUCAGAAUGCAAAACUAAAAAUGCACCAGAGGAACACGUAAACUUAAUCAUUGAAACACAGUCGAAAGAAGUGGAAAUAUUUGAAGGUGAAAUUAAUAAACAGGAAGAACUUUUGGAGUACGCCAUCAUCAUUGAUGACGAUUUAAUUAAAGAAGAGAGAGAAGCACAAGAUGGCCAAAAUAUUGAAGUAGUACAGGAUCCUAAUGAUAAGCAUCAAUUCACAGCUGUUGACGAAGCCGGUGAAAAUGUGACAACUGUGGAUUAUACGAGUGUUCUACCAGAUAAGGAAUCGGAUGAGGAAUGUGCGAUGUUAGAUAGAGUAUUAAACGACGAGAUAGCGGUGGCACAAAGUGCAAUCAAAAAGAAACCAGGACGAAAACGUCACGGAAGUCUCAUAUUUGUGUGUGACGAAUGUGGCAACCAUAUAUCAGGACGCAUGGCUUUUGAUUUACACUGCAGGCGACAUCGUGGUGACAAGCAGUUCGAAUGCGAUAUUUGUCGGGAUCGCUUCUGUACUAGCUCCGAGUUGAAACGCCAUAUGCGCAGACACACUGGCGAACGUCCUUUUGCCUGCCAGUAUUGUGAGCGCAGCUUUACGGACUACAGCACGCGGGUAAAGCACGAGAGGACACACACUAAUGAACGACCCUAUGUAUGCCAAAGCUGUGGAAAGGCCUUUACCACCGCCUAUAUACUUAAGAAUCACAUGCUCAUACAUUCCGGCGAACGUGCCUUCAGUUGUGAAUUGUGUAAUAAAUCCUUCAUCCGUCAAACGCAUCUUGUAACGCAUUGCCGAUCCAGCGCGCACAAACGCAAUAUGGAACGUGAAAACAAGGAAUUUACAAGUUGAUUUAUUUUGGAAGCUCUUAUACGCUGAAUAUACAGUAUUCUAAUUAAACAUGACCUUCCUUCUGGUA
Molecule: messenger RNA, 1323 nt
Organism: Drosophila innubila
Lineage: Eukaryota; Metazoa; Arthropoda; Insecta; Diptera; Drosophilidae
Product: transcription factor Ouib-like
Exons: 4
Coding region: 66-1256 (396 amino acids)
Biological process (GO): regulation of transcription by RNA polymerase II
Cellular component (GO): nucleus
Molecular function (GO): DNA-binding transcription factor activity; RNA polymerase II cis-regulatory region sequence-specific DNA binding; zinc ion binding
Source: RefSeq, a predicted model, not a curated record